This is a messenger RNA of Acanthosepion pharaonis, 507 nucleotides long. Lineage: Eukaryota; Metazoa; Mollusca; Cephalopoda; Sepiida; Sepiidae. The record is from the annotation of a GenBank genome assembly.
AUGACGCUGGUUCGUCUUUUCAACCCAGACGAUUUCGUUACCAUUUACUUCAGUGAUCUGAAAUGUCCAAUACGGCCUGGCAUGGGAAUGAUGGCUCAUUAUAACGAAGUUUACAAUAACAAAAGACAAGGUCUACUCACGGGACAGGGUCAAAGUUGCCCUAUUUUCUUAAUCCUAAUUCUCUCUCUCUCUCACUCUCUCUCUCUCUCUCUUUUAAUGAAAAUUAAAAUCUUUCACAAGUACCUACGGGCCCUCUUAGUAAUUUUUUUUUUGCUCUCUCUCUCUCUUUCUCUCUCUCUCUAUCUAUCUAUCUCUAUCUCUCUCUAUCUCUCUCUCUUUAAUUUAACUCCGUUCUCGUCAACGGCGCACCCUAUCUCCUAUCUGUUGUUCUCCUCACGGAUCUGCCUCGUCCCCACUACUGCCUGUCCUCUGUCCGCUGCUUCGACCUCUGAUUCUUCUUUCUCUGCUCCUUCUUUGAUAGCAGUCCUUUUUAUUGAAAAAAAUUGA